AUGUGUCCAAAAAACCAAGGUUUAGCAGACUAUGUGUUGCAGAAGAAGCAAGAAAAACAUUGUUUGUACUGGGGAUGCAACAAUAAUAAUAUACGAGAUUUUGGGAGACUAUCCUCCGAGCCGAGACUUAAUCGUAAAAGCAGAAAGACAAAGUGCAGAAAUGGGCGAGGCGACGAUUUCGGGCUAGGCGGCGAUGUCGUGUUAGGCAACGAUUUCGGACAAAACAACAAUUCUGGGCAAGGCAACGAUUUCGGACAAGGCAACGAUUCUGGGCAAGGCAACGAUUCUCUUUGUCUCUCAGCUAAUCUCCUCUGGAUUUCUCUCCUUCCCAAUAGUGCUUCUGAUGGGCACAUUUUUCAAGGUGAGCCGGAGCUUGCUCAGACGGAGCUUUCUUGGGUGAAUAGUGACUUUGACACAUCUUUCGAGCUAUCUCCUCACUUUAUACUCAUUUUCGCUUCUUCUCCAAAGAUUGGUCGUGUUGAGGCACAAGAUGGCUACCUGCCGGGCAAAAAUCUAGAGGUCGUGCUACGAGGUCGAGUUAGCUGCGAUCCGUUUGAUUUGAUGAUUUGUCAUCGUGCCGAGACUUGUUAUUUUGGAUGGCAAUAUUUCGCCAAAGUGGCGUUACCGUGGCGAGGCGUGGGUCGUGCUUUACGUGCCAAGCCACAAGUUACGCUAAGUGUUGAUCCGCUCGUUCCGAGACCCAAGGCUGUCGAGCCAAUGAUGGUGUCGUGGUGCCGAGCCGGAGAUUAUUAUGCUGUAGUAGGAGUUGGAUUUGUUGCAUGCUUUCGUGCCGCGAGUUUGAGAAGGACUUUCCAUGCUGGAGACGUCGAAUUUGGCCGGUUUUGUUACCGUGCCAUGCGUAUGUCACCAUCCAAUGCCAUUGCGGCAUGGCGAAAGAGAGACUCGGCUCUACCCGAUGAAGAAGUAUGGGCGUUUCACGUUGAAGACGUCAAAAUGUCGUGUGGCGGACUCGCUAUACUUUUUAGGUGUGGCUCUGGUCUCCGGCUUACCCUAUGGGUGCAUUGCGGUCAACAAGAAUAUGCUAGUGUAGUCGAGACAGACUCGACGUACUUUUUAGGUGCGGCUCUCGUGUCCGGCUUACCCUGUGGGUGCUUCGAGAUCGACAAGAAUAUGCAAGCCAGACCUCGGCUUAUUUGUUCUGUUGCCUGCGAGCUGAUGCUUUCAGCUGUCGAUCCAUCUCGGCCUUCUCUUCUUCAAUCUCGAUAUAAACGGUUGGCUCGGUGCAAAGCAUCGUCAAAAGUUGAUGGUCGAGCGAUGAUAAGAUCUUCUCGAAACCGUGAAACGAACAUUAACGCAUUUCGAAGGUCUCCGAUAGCCGCGUCGUCUUUAAUAGCUAUGUUUGAGACGACCUUCUUGAAUCUCUCGAUAAACGUUCUAAGCGCUCCCAGCAUCGCUUCUUCAGUAGAGAAAUGUGCACCGUUGAUAGCAAUGUACAUUGACUUAAGGAAGAUUUUCGGGUCGUUGUGGCACGAUGCAUUUUGGAGGACAUCUCUCUUAUUACCGCGUUCAAUCGUGCAAGCUCGUGAUCGCGGGGUUGGUUUUCAUCGUCGACAGGUUCCGGAUGUUCGGCAGAUUGUGACCGCUCGACAAAUAGUUGGCGCUGAGCAAGUUGUGGCCGUUUUGCAGGUUGUGGCCGCUCUGCAAGUUGUGGGCGCUUUGCAAGUUGUGGUCGUUCUGCAAGUUGUGGCCCCUCUGCAGGUUGUGGCCGUUCUGCAGGUUGUGGCCGUUCUUCAGGUUGUGGCCGUUCUGCAGGUUGCGGUCAUCUUGUGGGCUACCGCGAGAAUGCUCGUCAAUGAAUCCUACGAUAAGAGACGCUGGUCCGCGGCGUCUGGUCUCCGAGUGUUCUGGGACUGGAGUUCGUGGAGAUUGUUGUCCAUCUUGAUCUUCAUGAGGUUGGGAGGUGCGUUUUCGGCGUCGAAGUCGCUCGAUCUGACUUUGGGAAGUGACUUGUGCUGCCACAAGAGCGUCAAUCCGUUCGAUCGUUCGUGCUUCCUGUCCGUCGAGCCGAUCAAGGAUGCAAUUGCUUCGUCUGCUGCUGUUGCUGCGAGGGCGGUAGGCGCUGCGGGAGGUUAUAGACUAUCCCCCGAACCGAGACUUAAUCGUAAAAGCAGAAAGACAAAGUGCAGAAAUGGGCGAGGCGAUGAUUUCGGGCUAGGCGGCGAUGUCGGGUUAGGUAACGAUUUCAGGCAAGGCAACAAUUCUGGACAAGGCAACGAUUUCGGGCAAGGGGCUAGGCCCAUGUCCAACAAACGCGAUCAUAAGCCCAAGGGUUUGUCCGAAUAUCAGGAGAUGAAAUUUGUUAAAGCCUACAGAAAUGUCUGCGACGCCAAGGAUUCAAUUGAUACCCUCAAAGACUUGUCGAAGAUCAAGGGAUUUGGCAAGUAUAUGGUUAAGCUCAUGCAAGGAUAUUUUGUUACUGGUGCUGCAAGUUCCGAGCAAGAAGCUUUACCUGGAAAUCGUGCUGGGAAAAAGGCCAAGGGAUCAGAACCGUACAAGCCGCAAAGAAAUACUGCGGCUUAUGCGUUACUAACAUUGCACAGGUUUAAGACUGCAAAUGGGAAAAAAUUGAUGCGUAAACAAAAGCUUAUGGACGCUGCUGACGCUAGUGGGCUCUCACAUGUUUCUAUUGCGCCAGAGAAAGGAAAAGGAAAAGCAGGACUUGGAACCUCUAAGAGGGAGUGGUAUAGCGGAUGGAGCUGCAUGUCGAAACUUAUAGAGAAGGGAUUGGUGGUGAAAUUUAGCAACCCAGCAAAGUACAUGCUGACAGUUGAAGGCCGGAAUGUAGCAGAUGACUUGGAUCCAAGAUCCAGGGGACAAUCAUCCAUCCCAGCAGGACCUUCUUCUAGAGCACAAGAAUUCUUAGCUACAGAUACAGGUCAAGUUGAUCUUGAGGGAUCUCGUGCUAAGAAGUUCCGUUCUUCAAGUCCAUGUUCUUCUAGUAUAAGCCAUGCCUUGAAAGCCUGCUCAUCUUCUUUGGCAUCUGAUGGAACCGAAGGAGUAACAACUAUUCCACGCCUUCCACCUCUUAGAUUCGGAGAAGCGUUUGAGGAAGUAUAUGAUGUGAUCUUGAUACUGGAUGAUCGAGAACAGUUUGCCACUAAGGGGCAUAAGUACCAACAAGAUGAAUAUGUUCUCGACUUUAUUGUUGAGAGGAAGAACGUUGAUGAUAUGCGCUCGUCAAUUAUGGAUAAUCGCUACAAGGACCAAAAACUUAGACUUCAGAGAUCGGGAAUCAAAAAGCUGAUAUACAUUCUUGAAGGGGAUCCAAACCAGUCUAAGACUGCAGAAAGCAUUAAAACGGCUUGUUUCACUACGGAGAUAUUGGAAGGGUUUGAUGUGGUGAGAACAAACGGACUGGGUGAGACGCUAAGAAAAUACGGUUAUCUCACUAAAUCGAUAUACCAAUACUACAAGUCGCUGGUGAAUGAUGACCAGAGGAAAGUUGCGGACUCGUGUCCUUCUUACGAUGAUUUUGUCCAAAGGUGUCCAGACCUUGGUAAAAUGACAAUCAGCGAUGUAUUUGCCAUUCAGCUUAUGCAGGUACUGAGUCUUGCUAAACCGUCAUUCGGAUUUCUCUCUGCAACUUUCUUUGCCAUAGCUGUUCUUGAUAAGUACAAAACACUUCGGUCUCUUGCUUCUGCGUAUUCUAAACUAGAUAAUGUCUCGGCGCAAGAAGAAAUGCUGAGGAAUCAAAGCAACAAUGUAAUAUGUGCAUCAGCUAGUAAGAAUAUAUACAAGUUAGUUGUGUUGAAUGACUUGUACUCUAUUGUUUGUCCCUUUGAUCUUUUUGUUGUCUAG
Messenger RNA from Arabidopsis thaliana (thale cress), 3819 nucleotides. RefSeq names its product Restriction endonuclease, type II-like superfamily protein. Gene Ontology annotation, cellular component: nucleus; Holliday junction resolvase complex; nuclear chromosome. The record is from RefSeq and is marked reviewed. Gene Ontology annotation, biological process: double-strand break repair via break-induced replication; double-strand break repair via homologous recombination; DNA catabolic process. The transcript is spliced from 32 exons. NCBI's taxonomy places the organism in Eukaryota, Viridiplantae, Streptophyta, Magnoliopsida, Brassicales, Brassicaceae. Gene Ontology annotation, molecular function: crossover junction DNA endonuclease activity; DNA binding. Bases 1 to 3819 code for a protein of 1272 amino acids.